Molecule: messenger RNA, 9639 nt
Organism: Coregonus sp. 'balchen'
Lineage: Eukaryota; Metazoa; Chordata; Actinopteri; Salmoniformes; Salmonidae
Source: the annotation of a GenBank genome assembly
AUGAUCCACAUCUCGCGAGGAGUGAGAAUACGUUUCUCCUCCAAUACUCUCAUCAUAGCAACAACAAUGGCCGCUUUUCGCAGACUGGCUUCAAUCGUAAACAGGUUAAAUGUCUGGUCCGCUCCGAGAAACGAGCUCCUCGGCGCUCAGACGACUACCGGAGGGAGGACACGGAGAUGCCUCGCUGUUGGGACGUGUCUUGCAACCGGGGGAGCGGUGGCAUUUUAUUUUUACAACGACAUGUACAGUCAAAGAUGCAGGAAGAGGAUGGGAUAUAGCUUCAGUGGCCGCGACCUGCUCCCUUCCCUUUUCGCUGUAGCAGCACAGCAAAAGGUAUAGGCCACUAUUUCACGCUAUGUGCUAUGACAAGAUAGUCUAUGAAAAAUGCCACGCAGCGAGUACUCUUGUCCCCGAAAAGUAUUCGUAUGUUUACAGAAUAUAAACUCGCUGUCAUAGGCAUUCUGUCAUGAAUGUGUUAUAGCCUGAGUGAGUGAGAGUGGUCAGAGAAUCCGAGAAGCGCAGCGCCUAUUUCAAAGUGUUUUAGGAUUAUGUUCUUCCUUUUAAAUUUAAUUUGGAAACCACAGACUCAUGACUAGCCUAGUAGGCUACUAGUUACAUUUUCCCUGAGUGGAUAAAUUGGGUCAUUUCUCGACUGAACAACGGAAACAUUUGGCACAUUAUUUCAAGAGAUGAUAACGAGGCACACUGAAGAAGGAAGGGCGCUCUCCGCUCGAGACAGUGCUGAAAUGACACGCGCGCGCCCCUUUGAGGUAGUUACGGCAAAGGAGGCUUCACUGCCCAACGACUGUUCUUACACUUCCUAACAAAAUAAUACAAUUGGAUUUCUUUCUGAAUUGUAUUAUAAACAAAUGCUCUUUAUUUCUUAUCCCAUGGCCAACUUAAUUGGUAAUGGAAAAUACAUGUAAACAACCAAUAAUUUCAAAUCAUCUCCACUUUUGUCAGGAGAUCAUAUUUUUGUUCUCACGGUCUGGAUGACUCUGUUAGGAUAUUUUUUUACAUUCCCUUAUAUGGGCAGGCAUGCUUGGCUUGUACUCAAAACAACAUUUUAUAUUGCAGUUCGAAGAGCUUUUGAUUGAAUUCUCUUAACUUUUAUUUGAUUACUUAAACAUGCAUCUUAGGCUACAGACAUAUGCCUUUUACUGAUUUCUGUGUAGGCCUGAUUCUGUUUGACAAGGCACUGACGGGUAAAUUGGGGUAAAUUCCCAUUGGAGACAUUGACAUUUACUGCUAGAAAUGCAUGACACAGUGUGAUGGAAUGGUUUGAAUCAUGGACGUGUUUAUUCAUUUAUCAGGAAAAUGCUAGAAUUGAAAGUUUGAAGAUUUUAAAGCAAAUGUAGUAGCGGAUUAAGUUAUUUGUACAUCAAUCAGAGUUAGAAGGCUGGGGGGGGGGGGGGGGUCAAACCAGGAAGUGACUUCUUCUUCUACUCUUCUCUGGGGAAAUUUCCUUCCAUUUCUCUCCAUUCAAUUAAUGCCUUUGUAAAAAAAAAUUGCUUAACACAAUCUCCUCAUGAAAGCUUUAUGAAUGAAUCUGUAUGCAAAUUGGGCUCUAGCGGAAAGCAGAAAACCUCUGUGCGUCGUUUCCUCCCGUCAGGCACGGCAGAGUUGGUCCUAUAUUUAUACCCAUUUCUAAUUACAACCCAAGAAGUCGGUUUGUUUCUUUGCGCAGUGGCACUUAGCUGUAUUUUAAUCAGGCAAGCUGUCUUUCCCUCAAUGCCUUGUGUGAAAGAACCAGAGGUGGAUCUAAUUAUAGACAGAGAGAUCCACAUAAAGAUGCCGCUAAGAAUACAUUCAAAGCAAGGACACGGUAGUGGUUCAGCUGGCAUCUUCAAGAAGGCCGGGUGUGAGCAGUAUUGUCUCUCUAGAAGAGCUACUAUUCUGUUCAACAGCAAGGCUGUUGUUGAGACUUUCUCCCUAGUAGCCCAUUGAUUGUAGGAUGGCUUGGUCUCGCCAAGUAGAUUGUGAUAUUUGAUUUUCUCUAUUACAGCGCUGAUAGAAGGAUGGAGAGAAGGAGAGAGGGUGCAAGAGAGAAAGGAAGAGGGAUAGGGUAGUAGAGAAAGGGGUUUAGCUGGCAUCUUCGAGAGACAGUGAGAGGAGUAGUAUCAAUAUUGUCUUUCUAGAGGAGCUGUGUGCUUCUGGCUACUGGUUAGAGUAUUGAUUGGAGGGCGGUUUGCCAGGUGGAGGGUGAUAUUUGAUUUCUCUGUUACAGCUCUGAUAGAGAAGGAGGGAGAGAGAGACAGGAAGAGAGAGAGAGAGAGAAUCGUUGAGAAAGAAAGGCUUGUUUUUAUUUCUUCACCCUUAGGCCCAGGAGGAAAGAUAUUACAGUACGGUGUCAAAAUGCUCAAGUCCACAAUGCAUUGCAUUGAAAAUGUCCCUAAGCAAAACCAACCAGUUUGUUUGUUUGUUUGUGUGUUGCCAGGCACAGCCAUUUGACUUUGAGGAAGGGGACGUGUACAUGUCGUCCCACGAGCAGCGCUUCCGUCUGUUCAGCUCAGUGGAAUAUGAGGGACAGCUUUACAUGACUCCGCAGAACUUCAUCGAGUCCGUCACCAUGAGCGAGCCCCGAAGUAUGUACGACUAGGACACAGUUACCAUAUUUAUGAUGCAAUCUUGGGAAACCGACCCUCCAUCUUGGCUCCAAAAGUUCCAUGAUUAUUUCUAACCUGGAAUAUAUUUUAGCAACCUUCCAGAUCCAAAAUGGUGCCCAUUACAAAAUAAUAGUUUCACUCACUCUAUGCAGUUCAUAUCUAUCCCCCACUGCCUCAUUAAGUGAAAUUACUUUUUAUCUGUUAUGUUUUGUCAGCUAUAAUGUUCUGCAUGGCUUAAAUAGAGCUGCAUAUAGAGAGCAGGGCCCAUAUCCACAAAGUAUCUCAGAGUAGGAGUGCUGAUCUAGGAUGUGUUCCCCUCUGUCCAUAUGAUCUUAUUCAUUAUGAUCUAAAAGGCUAACUGAUCCCAGAUCAGCAGUCCUAUUUUAAGAUGCUUUGUGGAUAUGGGCCUUAAAUUAUUUAUUUGCCAACAAAUUCAGUACAAAAAUACAAAUGUUCAGUUUUCUAUUAAUAAACCUCCAUUGAAAAUAAUCAUAUAAUCAUCCUGACAAAGAAGCAGAUUGAGAGUUGAAUGAAUUUCCACAAACCCUAGAAAGCUGACAUUUAAAUCCAGAGAGCCCUUUCAGAGAUUUGAAGUUAACAUGUAUACUACUCUGACUCCACACACACACACACACACACACACACACACACACACACACACACACACACACACACACACACACACACACCACACACACACACACACACACACACACACACACACACACACACACCACACACACCACACACACACACACACACACACACACACACACACACACACACCACACACACCACACACACACACACACACACACACACACACACACACACCACUAACUCCCUGUAUAAGCCAGCUACCCCGACUCGGCAGCGCUACAUAGCACUGGUUGCUAUGAGAGAGAGAGAGAAGACACUCACAGCCCAGUGAGGAUCUCAGUGUGUAUGGCCCGUGGUUUCUUUUCUCCUUCUGCCAGUCUAAUGCCUCUGUUUUGGGAGGUUUCUUAACAGAUAGCUCGUAGCCGGUGGACCUCAGAAGAUACGGGCGUGUGUAACAUUGUUUAGUCUGAUGGUUAAUGUUAGUCUGAGGAGAAUUCCCCCUGUCGCACAGCACACAGGCCAGACUCCAGACUGAGAAUGGGAUAGAUGGGGCUUUUAAAGGGUAUGUGUGUGUGUGUGUGUGUGUGUCAUAGGCCAUCUAAUGCAUCCUUUGAGGUUGAAUUAUACCACCCCUUUAUAAAGGCCAAAACAAAUCUGCACUUUUAGAACAUUGCCCCAGACAGACACAGUGCUACAGUACAAAGCUAAGCACAGGGCACUUUAUGGCAUUGUAAUAGGUCUAUGGUGACAGUGUAUGGAUGGAUUAUUAUGACUACGGAGCCCCUCAUACUGAUGUUAUCUGAUCCAGCCCACCCACACACUGUUAUACUCUCUCUCUCUCUCUCUCUCUCUCUCUCUCUCUCUCUCUCUCUCUCUCCUCUCUCUCUCUCUCUCUCACACUUUCUCUCUCUAUCUUCAUCUCUCUCUCUCUCUCUCUCUCUCUUUCUCACUCACUUUCUCUCUCUCUUUCUCUCUCUCCCUCUUUCCUCCAGACAAGAAGCCGUGGAGGUCCCUCACUAAACAGGUCUGAGAACAGUUAGUAUUUUUGUUGAUUAAGAGCUAUGCUAUAAAACUCCUGUUCCUGCCUAUACUGUAUAUGUAAUAAACUGUAUAUUCACAUGGAAUGUUUUAGGCAGGGCUAGUGAUCAUAAACUGUAUAUUCAGAACAUAUUGAUAUGGAAUGUUUUAGGCAGGGCUAGUGAUGAUAAACUGUAUAUUCAGAACAUAUUGAUAUGGAAUGUUUUAGGCAGGGCUAGUGAUGAUAAACUGUAUAUUCAGAACAUAUUGAUAUGGAAUGUUUUAGGCAGGGCUAGUGAUGAUUAGUUGUGCAGUUAGCUGUAAUACCGUACGUACACAGUAUAGUCAUCUUCCCUAUUCGCUGCACUUAUAGACACUUUACAUUUUAGUCACUCAGCAGACACUCUUAUCCAGAGCGACUUACAGGAGCAAUUACGUUUAAGUGCCUUGCUCAAGGGCACAUCGACAAAUGUUUCACCUAGUCGGCUCGGGGAUUCAAACCAGCGACCUUUGGGUUACUGGCCCACCGCUCUUAACCGCUAGGCUACCUGCUGCCCCACUGCCAUAGAAUUGCAGCAGCAAUUGACUUGGAAGCAUACUGUCGUAUACACGCUACUACAGAGGGAGGAUCUUAAUUUGAGCCAGUUUGGUACAGCAGGAAAAUUAUUCUGCAGUAACAGGAAAUGUGAAUUAUUAUGUGGAUUAUAAUUAAUGGAUAUUUUUGUUGGGAUUGAUACAUUUUUCGUAAGGGAAAUUCUAAUCAGAAAUUUCUGUGUGGAAAUUACAAACUUCAGAAGCCUUUUUAAACCUCAAAUACACUACAAGUUUUACAUUUCCUGGAUUUCAGGAAAGUUCUCCUGCGACAGGGUGAUCAAAUUAAGAUCCUACAUCUGUUCCUAACAUGCAGCAACAGCAUAGCAUGUUUAGAUGUUCUAGUCAGACAGUGACUCUUCUAAAGGUUAAAGUCAUGACUCAUGGGCUGCAUCCCAAAUGACACCCUAUUCCCUCUUCCCUAUAUACCCUUUUCCCUAUAUAGUGCACUACUUUUGAUCAGGGCCCAUAGGGCUUUGGUCCAAAGUAGUAAACUAUGUAGGGAAUAUGGUGUCAUUUUGGACUUGGCCAUGGAGUGGCUGUGUGUCUGUGAAGACUCAUAGCGUUGUCUCUGUUGACACCAGGAACUGGAGAAGAUCUUGGUAGAAACUCCAGCGGUGUGGCAGGGAACGUCCAAACUGUUCCGGAACCUACGGGAACGAGGUAGGGACUAAAGGAACGUUCUGUGUACCUCGCAAUGGAUUGUGUGUGUGUGUGACUGACUGACUUCACACACUUCCAUAUGGCAAAGUCACCUUGAGCUAGUACACACACGUACACGCACACACACACACACACACACACACACACACACACACACACACACACACACACACACACACACACACACACGUACACUGAUUAGCAUGUUAUCUGAGAGAGUAAGCGAUUUCAUAUAGUUAAAGUCAUGGAAAGUCAUGUACAGUCCAGUCAUAGCUACAGUCCUGUCAUAGCUACAGUCCUGUCAUAGCUCCAGUCCUGUCAUAGCUACAGUCCUGUCAUAGCUCCAGUCCUGUCAUAGCUACAGUCCUGUCAUAGCUCCAGUCCUGUCAUAUCUACAGUCCUGUCAUAGCUACAGUCCUGUCAUAGCUACAGUCCUGUCGUAGCUCCAGUCCUGUCGUAGCUCCAGUCCUGUCGUAGCUCCAGUCCUGUCAUAGCUACUGUCCAGUCAUAGCUACAGUCCUGUCAUAGCUCCAGUCCAGUCAUAGCUACAGUCCUGUCGUAGCUACAGUCCUGUCAUAGCUACAGUCCAGUCAUAGCUACAGUCCUGUCAUAGCUCCAGUCCUGUCGUAGCUCCAGUCCUGUCGUAGCUCCAGUCCUGUCAUAGCUACAGUCCAGUCAUAGCUACAGACCAGUCAUAGCUCCAGUCCUGUCGUAGCUCCAGUCCUGUCAUAGCUCCAGUCCAGUCAUAGCUACAGUCCUGUCGUAGCUCCAGUCCUGUCAAAGCUACAGUCCAGUCGUAGCUACAGACCAGUCAUAGCUACAGACCAGUGAAAGUGGUGCAGUUUGUCUUGGUUUAUCUAGUCCGGGCUGUAUGACAGUGACAGUGUUGGGCUGUUGGCUAUAUGAAAAGUGUUGAUGUAUGAUACUUUAGCUCCAGGCUGUAUGACAGUGACAGUGCUCCAUGAUGUCAUAAUGCUCCAGGCUGUAUGACAGUGACAGUGCUCCAUGAUGUCAUAAUGCUGCAGGCUGUAUGACAGUGACAGUGCUCCAUGAUGUCAUAAUGCUGCAGGCUGUAUGACAGUGACAGUGCUCCAUGAUGCCAUAAUGCUACAGGCUAAAUGACAGUGACAGUGCUCCAUGAUGUCAUAAUGCUACAGGCUAAAUGACAGUGACAGUGUUGCGGUGUGUCUAGGUGUAAAGGCUCUGGUCACAGUGUGGUUCCUCUAAGCCGAUGCCGGUGCCACACGGUCCCCCCCUGUGGUCACCUUACGGUCGCCCUGGUAAACCCUAAAAAUAGAACCACUCUCUCUGCUCCUCCCAUGCCAUCCUCUCAUCCUAUACUGUCCUCUCUUCUCAUCCUCCUCUCUUCUCCACCUCUCCCCUCAGUUCCCUCUCCUCCUUUCCUUGUCGCUCUUCUGUUGCCCUCUCCCUCUCUUUCUUCAUCCCUCCUCUUCUCUGUUUUCGUACUCCUUUCUCUCCUCUCCUUUGAUUUCCCUCUUUUUAAUUACUUUUAAUUUAAAAAAUGUACUGAUCUAUUUUUUGCUUAACACGUAUUUUUCUUAAAACUGCAUUGUUGGUUAAGGGCUUGUAAGUAAGCAUUUCACUGUAAGGUCUACACCUGUUGUAUUCGGCGCAUGUGGCAAAUAACAUUUGAUCGGAUUUUUGUUCCCCUCCCCUCUCUUCUCUUCUCCUCUGUCUUUCCCUCCCUCCCCUCUCUUCUCCUCAUCUCCUCCUCUCUUUCCUUCUCUUCACCCUCUCCUCCAUUCCUCCAACAACAUGCAGCAGCUCUCUUCCGACAGCAAAGCCUUCUGUCCUCCAUCCAUCGUCUCCAACAUAAACAUUUCAACAAUGAAAAUGAGUCAUAAAUUAAUAAGACAUUUACUGUACCACAGAGAGAGAGAGACACAUACUGUACCACAGAGAGAGAGAGAGACACAUACUGUACCACAGAGAGAGAGAGAGACACACAUACUGUACCACAGAGAGAGAGAGACACAUACUGUACCACAGAGAGAGACACAUACUGUACCACAGAGAGAGAGAGACACAUACUGCACCACAGAGAGAGAGAGACACAUACUGUACCACAGAGAGAGAGAGACACAUACUGUACCACAGAGAGAGAGAGAGAGAGAGAGAUACUGUACCACAGAGAGAGAGAGAGAGAGAGAGAGAGAGAUACUGUACCACAGAGAGAGAGAGACACAUACUGUACCACAGAGAGAGAGAGAGACACACAUACUGUACCACAGAGAGAGAGAGACACAUACUGUACCACAGAGAGAGAGAGAGACACAUACUGUACCACAGAGAGAGAGAGACACAUACUGUACCACAGAGAGAGAGAGAGACACAUACUGUACCACAGAGAGAGAGAGACACAUACUGUACCACAGAGAGAGAGAGACACAUACUGUACCACAGAGAGAGAGAGAGAGACACAUACUGUACCACAGAGAGAGAGAGACACAUACUGUACCACAGAGAGAGAGAGACACAUACUGUACCACAGAGAGAGAGAGACACAUACUGUUCAAGAGAGAGCAAGGGAGAGAAGCUGGGGCCCGGUCGCAAUUAAAGCAUUUGCUUGUGGAGCGCGUAACAGUGGAAUCACACGGCUGUUGAUUCCCCACGGUGAUAAUUAUAACACGCUCAGCAGCCUGCCAUACUGCCUUCCCCAACCAGGAAGCUAAAUAUAAACCUCACUCAAUUAUGGUCCUCUCCUCCCUCCCUCUACCCCUCUCUCUCUCCUCCCGCUACCCCUCUACCCCUCUACCCCUCUCUCUCUCCUCCCUCUCUCUACCCCCCUCUCUCUCCUCUCCUCUCUCAACCCCUUUCUCUCUCCUCCCUCUACCCCUCUCUCUCGCCUCCCUCUACCCCUCUACCCCUCUCACUCUCCUCCCUCUCUCUACCCCUCUCUCUCUCCUCUCUCUACCCCUCUCUCUACCCCUCUCCUCUCUCUACCCUCUCUCUCUCUCCUCUCUCAACCCCUUUUGCAUCUCCUCCCUCCUACCCUCCCUCCCUCUCCUACCCCUCUCCUCCUACCCCUCUCCUCCUCCACCCCUCUCCUCUCUCUCCUCCUCCUCUCUCUCACCUCCUCUAACCCCUCCUCCUCGCUCUACAAAAAAAAAAAAAAAGCUACCCCUCUCUCUCUCCUCUCCUCUUCCUCUCCUCUCGCUACCCCCUCUCUCUCCUUCCUCUCCUCCCUCUACCCCCAUUCUACCCCCUCUCUCUCUCGUCUCCCUCUUCCUACCCCUCUAUCUCCUCCUCGCCCUCCCCCUCUACCCCCACUAAAACCCCUCCUCUCCAUCUCUUCUCCUCUUCCUCCUACCCCUCUCUCCUCUCCUCCUCCUCUCAUCCACCCCCUCUCUCGUAACCCCCUCCUCUCUCUACCCCCUCUCUCUACCCCUCUCCUCUCUCUAACCCCCUCUCUUUCUCCUCUCCUCUCCUCUCUCUACCCCUCUCUCUCUCUUCUCCUCUCCCUACCCCUCUCGCUGCUCUCCUCUCUAUCUAACCCUAACUACCCCUCUCUCUACCCUUCUCUCUCUCCUCUCCUCUCUCUACUCUCUCUCUCUCUCCCCUCCUCCCUCUACCCCUCUACCCCUGUGUUAACACCAGAGAGUUAUAUGCACACAUUCAUACACACAUGCAUACUCUCUCUCUUUCUCCUUCUCUCUCCCCCCUUCUCUGUUUCUCUCUAUUUUUCUAACCCUCUCUAAUCCCUCUCUUCUCUCUACCUCUACACCCCUUUAACCCUGUGAUAAUGCAAGAAAGUUCUCCCUCCCUCUUUAAUUCUCCUCACAAUAUCAUCUCCAUAACUGAUAUGUUGUUUGCAUGCAGAUCAUCCUCAUAUUAUGCUCAUAUGUUUAUACAGUUAUGUGUCAUGUUAUGAAACCUGCUAAGCAUUCCAAAUGAAGGUAAUGAUUAUGCAUUGUGUGUUAUUGUGUUUGUGUGUGUGUGUAUGUGUUUUUCUUCAAUCCUACCCGACUGGUAUGUUUUCUCUGGGAACAGUAUCCAGGGGAAGAAUUUCUCUGGGGAGAGGAGAGGAGAGGAGAGGAGAGGAGAGGAGAGGAGAGGAGAGGAGAGGAGAGGAGAGGAGAGGAGAGGAGAGGAGAGGAGAGGAGAGGAGAGGAGAGGAGAGGUAAUUGAAGUAGAGGUCUAG